UUUUUGGAUGUUGUGCCGUGGGAUACUCCAAAAAGCGGAGUGCUCAAAACGGAGCAUCCGAACAACCACCUCUCUCUCUCUCUCUAGAACCUUCCUGUUUAGGUUGAUGAAUUUCUUUCUCUAUCCGUCGUCCGCAGCAGCAGCGUAAGGAAACACUAUCAUGUUUUCAAACAAUCAAACCUCCUUAUGUUCUUCACUCACCUAAUCUUUCAGCUGGUUCUAGACCCCCAAUCAGAACAGAAGAAUAAAAAAUCCCCUUUCCUUUAGUUUGAUCAAAAUCAUGGGUGUCGUUGAGAAUGGUAAUCAUGCUGGGUCAGUUGAUCAGCAGCAGCAUCAGAGCUCUGAUCAACAGAAGAACAUGUUAUAUGGUAACGGUAAUCAUGAAGAAGAGGGUUUUAGAAAAGAAAUGAGGGAUUUGGCAGACAUGCUGUCAAAAUUGAACCCUAUGGCUGCAGAGUUUGUGCCCCCAUCACUCUCCAGUAACAAUAUUAGGCCUCUGAUAGUGCCGCCGCCGCCGUCUGUGACCGCUCAUUUCGGUUACGCGGCUGUCAAUAAUUUCCUGCUUCAAUCUAACAACCCUUUGUUUGCCAAUGCCAAUUCCAACAAUACUUCUGCUAGAAGGAAGAAGGGUAACUUUGGUCAUGGUAAGCGGAGGAUGAAUAGCCGAACGAGCAUGGCACAACGAGAAGAUGUUAUAAAAAGGACGGUUUACGUGUCUGAUAUUGAUCAUCAGGUAACUGAAGAACAACUUGCAGCCCUUUUUAUCAAUUGUGGACAGGUUGUGGAUUGUCGUGUGUGCGGUGACCCUAAUUCCGUUCUUCGGUUCGCCUUUAUAGAGUUCACAGACGAGGAAGGUGCAAGGAACGCGUUGAGUCUAGGUGGAACUAUGCUUGGUUAUUACCCGGUUAGGGUACUACCUUCAAAAACCGCAAUUGCACCAGUUAAUCCUACUUUUUUGCCUCGGUCUGAAGAUGAAAGGGAAAUGUGUGCAAGAACUAUCUACUGUACUAACAUUGAUAAGAAGGUUACUCAGGCAGAUGUCAAACUCUUCUUUGAGUCACUUUGUGGCGAGGUCUACCGCUUAAGGUUGCUUGGAGACUAUCACCAUUCAACUCGUAUUGCGUUUGUGGAGUUUGUGAUGGCUGAGAGUGCAAUUGCAGCCCUGAACUGUAGUGGUGCGGUAUUGGGAUCACUGCCAAUAAGGGUGAGCCCUUCAAAGACCCCGGUUCGGCCGCGUGCUCCGCGACCUGUGGUCCACUGAAUGGACCAUUUGUGUCUUAUAAUAGACUUAUCUAAGUAUGGCGUUUAUGUUUCUUGUUUCCAAAUACAUGCACACGGAUAUGAGUCUAUAAAUGUAGAGUUUGUUUGAGGCUUACGCCCGCUUACCUUUGUUUAGUAUAAUUAUAAAUUUAUAAUAUUUAUAUUACAAAGACAAUUGUCAUCUUUGUUAAA
Helianthus annuus (common sunflower) is the source of this 1452-nucleotide messenger RNA. Its product is annotated as polyadenylate-binding protein-interacting protein 11. Lineage: Eukaryota; Viridiplantae; Streptophyta; Magnoliopsida; Asterales; Asteraceae. Gene Ontology annotation, molecular function: RNA binding. The transcript is spliced from 11 exons. Bases 281 to 1261 code for a protein of 326 amino acids. The record is from RefSeq and is a predicted model, not a curated record.